GUGACGUCAUGACGCUCAAUACGCUGCUGACGUGUAGGUAAGGAAGAGGCUGUUAGCUCUCAGCUCCUUCUCUCUUCUUCACACAGUGUUUUUCAUUGACAGCCGAUAAUGACAUCCUUUAUAUCAGAGUCUACGAGUCAAUAACAGCUGGACCAGAAGCGGGAGUGCUACACAGGUGAGUUCUACCUGUGAGGAUAUAUGAAGAGAAGUGAGUGACCUGAACAUCAGCCAUGGGAAAGAGGAGGGUUCCAGAUGUGUACAGAGCCCCUUUUCCUUUGUACUCGGUUAAAGUGGACCCUAAAACUGGUCUGGUGAUCACAGCAGGAGGAGGAGGGGCCUCAAAGACAGGCAUCAAGAAUGCUGUGCACUUCCUGGACUUGCAGCUGGUCGGAGAUCACUCGUACUCUGCCACUCUGCUUCACUGUCAUGACACGGACACUCGAGCCACCAUGAACAUGGCGCUGGGUGACGGAGUGAUUGCUGCGGGGCAGGACGGGACCUGCUGUCUGCUGAGAUUCAAACAGGGAUCACAGAGAGAAGACGGCCAAGCUGCGGCUACAGACGGGGGAAACAAUGUGCAGAAAGGAAACGCUCGGCGGCGCGCAGGGAAAGGAGGACAGGAAGCAGCUGCAGGGUCAGGAGACAAGGCAGACACAAAGGAUGAGACGGUCCUGAUCUCUGUGAGCGGUCUAGCUGAAGUCCAGUCCGACCUGAACCCUCAGGACCCGCUCCAGAAGGUGGUCCGCUUCAGUCCUGACCUGAGCCUGCUGCUGACAGGAGGCACAGACGGAUACAUCCGAGUGUGGGAGUUUCCGUCUCUGAAGAAGAAGUUUGACUUUAAAGCUCAUGAAGGAGAGAUCGAAGACCUGGAUCUGAGUCCAGGGAACAAGCACCUGGUGACAGUGGGGCGGGACUUCUCCUGCAGUGUGUGGAGUGGAAACCAGUUAGCCAUGGGUCUGAGCUGGAGUGAAACGAUGCCUCACAUCGCUGAGAAGACGUAUCGGUACAUGGCCUGCAGAUUUGGUAAGGUGGAGGAUCAGAAAGACGCUCUGAGGCUCUACACGGUCCAGAUCCCCCACAAACGGGACAGAAAACCUCCGCCAUGUUUCAUCACCAAGUGGGAUGGGCGGAGCUUCCUGCCCAUGCUGACGGCGCCCUGUGGGUCUGAGGUCAUCUCCUGUCUGGCUGUCAGUGACUCUGGGACAUUCCUCGGUCUGGGAACCGUGACGGGGUCUGUGGCCAUUUACAUCUCCUUCUCCCUGCAGAAGCUGUAUUACGUACAGGAGUCUCAUGGGAUCGUGGUGACUGACCUGGCCUUCCUUCCUGAACACAAACCUGUCAGAGGGAACAAUGAGGCGGCCAUGCUGAGUGUCGCCGUGGACAGCCGCUGUCAGGUCCACACGGUGGCUAACAGGAGGUCGUUUCCGGUGUGGCUGGUUCUCUUCUUCUGUGGUGUCAUGGUGGUGGGGGUCGUCCUCCUCCUGCAGCACCUCUUCCCAGGAUUCAUUUAAACCAUGGAGGUGCUCUCCCAGCUGAACAUCACAGAGCUCAGUCUGAUGACCUGUGAGGCUGUACCUGCUGCAGCACAGGCCCUGCCCCCUCAGGUUUACUCAGGGUCUCUGUCUCAGACGCCUGACUCCAGUCAGUGUGUGAGUGAAGGAGGACAGACUGUGCAAGGAUCAUCUUUAAAUCAGAGAGUCACCUCGUGGUGUGAUGGCUGCGUGUAGGAGGGCUCAGGUUGAUGAAUGUCUGAGGGGCAGGUCUUUUAUCACAUAUUUAAGGAGCAAUGUAAAAACAUAGAAGUGAUUGGCACGUCGUGUGUCUGAUUUAGUUUUUGUUUACAUUUUGAAGAAGAGUCUCUGUUUUUGUUUUAUCCACCAGGGGGCAGCAAAGAGCAGAACGUCUUCAGUCUUUAUUUUAACAAGCACAGAUUAUUUUUAAAUUCAGAUGUACCUGUCGAGUUGGACGGGCUGCCCAGCGUCAGGUGAAGAGUCCACACACAGGAUGAUUUAGAGUCAAACAGCAGUUGAGAAGGUGCAGUCAGAGUGUAAUGAUCUUUUAGUGACGGCUCUUUGUACCCUUCUUUUAUGAAGUCACCUUUAUUCAUUUUAUUUAAACAGUCUGACUGCAGGUUCGUUUCCAGCAGGUGUACAAAAUGUGAAUGAUUUUUUAAAUGAUGCCCUUAUUGUGACGAACAGGUGAAUGGAAGAAGAAAUAAAAUAUUAAUAUGAGAGGAAGAUUUAAA
Molecule: messenger RNA, 2245 nt
Organism: Notolabrus celidotus (New Zealand spotty)
Lineage: Eukaryota; Metazoa; Chordata; Actinopteri; Labriformes; Labridae
Gene: preb
Product: prolactin regulatory element binding
Exons: 10
Coding region: 231-1511 (426 amino acids)
Biological process (GO): protein secretion
Cellular component (GO): endoplasmic reticulum membrane
Molecular function (GO): guanyl-nucleotide exchange factor activity; protein binding; GTPase activator activity
Source: RefSeq, a predicted model, not a curated record